AAAACGGUGAAAUAAUGACGAUUAAAACCCCAAAGUCUCUGGCUUGGUUUCCACUCCAAGGGUAAAAUACAAAACAAAAUCAACGAAACUGCCGUACACCGUUGACAAUAAACAAAGGAAAAGUGUACAUUAAAGAAGAAGAAGAAGAAGCUUCAUUGUACGCGUCACCUACGCGAACGAGGUGGAGACACGUGUCCUUCCUACCACUUUCCUUUUGAAAAACCUCUCUCUCUUUCCUCUAAACUCUUUUGACCCUUGUUUCGCGAGCUGUUUUGUACGCCAUUAGAUUGAACCCUAAAAACUCUAUUAUUGGAUUGGAUCAUCAUCGUUAAAGCUCCACGCCUUGUCCCAAUUUCCUCUUUGGUUCUUUCCUUCUGGUAAGAAUCCGCUCUCUUUCUCUCUUUCUUUUUUCUUCAUAUGGUACGUCAUCGGCGACAUCAAUUGGCUCGAUUUGAUUCACCUGUAGCUAUCAAUCAAUCCCUGAUCUGUUUAGGUUUGAUCUCCUCUGUUUUUUCCUAGGGCUUGUUAUUGUUGUUUCUCGAAAAAGAAGAAGAAGCGAUGGUAUUGGGAUUUUAGGGAUUAUUGCGGUUUGUUGUAUAUAUAUAUAUAGAAGCUGAGGGAUUUUGUGUUGUGAAGAACAUCGAAUCCUGUUUUUUUCCGUAAGAAAGUUCUUAGAUUUCUCCAAGUGAAAGAAGAUGUCAUCAGCUGGUGUUGCGUUAAGUCCGGUUCGUAGCGAGCCAUUGAUUAUGCCUCUGGUUCGUGCCAAUUCUUGUCUUGAUUCUUAUCCUGACGACACCAUCAUGAUUUACCUUACACUUCCUGGAUCGGUGAUACCAAUGCGAGUGCUUGAGUCUGAUUCCAUUGAGUCUGUUAAGCUUCGGAUUCAGUCUUACCGCGGCUUUGUUGUGAGGAAUCAGAAGCUUGUUUUCGGUGGUCGAGAGCUAGCUAGAAGCAAUUCUAAUAUGCGUGAUUAUGGUGUUAGUGAAGGCAACAUUCUCCACUUGGUUCUUAAGCUCUCUGAUCUUCAGGUUCUUGAUGUUAAGACUACCUGUGGGAAACACUGCAGGUUUCAUGUCGAGAGAGGGAGAAACAUUGGGUAUGUGAAGAAGCAGAUUUCGAAAAAGCGUGGAGACUUUGUUGAUCCUGAUGAACAGGAGAUUCUUUACGAAGGUGAGAAGUUGGAAGACCAGAGUCUUAUUAAUGACAUUUGUAGAAACGAUGACUCGGUUUUGCAUCUGCUUGUGCGGAGAUCUGCUAAAGUUCGAGUUAAGCCGGUGGAGAAGAACUUUGAGUUGUCUAUUGUUGCCCCACAAGCAAAAGAUAAGAAGGGUCGUGAAGCUAAGAGCAUUGUGCCACCAAAAAAGCUUUCUUUGGAGCCGGUAGUUGUUAACUCCAAGGCUAAAGUACCUCUGGUGGUUAAAGAUAUGAUUCAGUCUGCUUCUGAUGGACUUAAAAGUGGGAAUUCUCCGGUCAGGUCAAGCGAAGGUACGGGAGGAGCUUAUUUCAUGCAGGGUCCAUCUGGCAACAAAUUUGUGGGUGUGUUUAAGCCAAUAGAUGAGGAACCAAUGGCUGAGAACAAUCCUCAGGGUUUACCACUUUCGCCAAACGGUGAAGGUUUGAAGAAAGGAACAAAGGUUGGAGAAGGUGCAUUAAGGGAAGUCGCUGCAUACAUUUUGGAUCAUCCCAAAAGUGGAAACAAAUCUAUGUUUGGUGAAGAGAUAGGUUUUGCUGGUGUACCUCCCACAGCUAUGAUUGAAUGUUUGCAUCCAGGGUUUAACCAUCCCAAAGGAAUCAAAACCAAGAUUGGAUCACUUCAGAUGUUUACUGAGAACGAUGGCAGCUGUGAAGAUAUGGGUCCACUUUCAUUUCCAGUAGAAGAAGUUCAUAAGAUUUCUGUGUUGGAUAUUAGACUGGCCAACGCAGACAGACAUGGUGGGAACAUUUUGAUGACCAAGGACGAAAGCGGGAAGCUCGUUUUGGUUCCUAUAGACCAUGGAUACUGCUUGCCUGAAAGCUUUGAAGAUUGCACGUUUGAGUGGCUAUAUUGGCCACAAGCCCGGAAACCGUACUCUGCAGAGACCCAAGAGUACAUAAGAUCACUGGACGCAGAGGAAGAUAUUGAUCUACUAAAGUUUCAUGGAUGGAAAAUGCCGGCAGAGACGGCUCAAACGCUCAGAAUCUCAACGAUGCUACUGAAGAAAGGAGUGGAAAGAGGACUAACAGCAUUUGAGAUUGGAACCAUAAUGUGCAGAGAAACACUUAGCAAGAAGUCUCUGGUGGAGGAAAUGGUAGAGGAAGCUCAAGAAGCUGUGCUUCCAGGGACGAGCGAAGCUGCAUUCCUCGAAGCCCUAUCCGAUGUGAUGGAUUACCAUCUCGAUCACUCUCAGGAACACUAAAAAUGGUUCUUGUUUAAUUCAAAACUCUGGUAUAUACUCUUUGGUUUGCUUUUUAUAAACCUGUUGGCUUUUGUAUUUUUAAAACUUUUUCAUUUCUGUCAUUCUUUGGACAUGUUCAAGGUGUUUUGUUAACUUCACUCAGACAUAUUUCAUGGUAAUGACAAUUUAAGUGUUUACAAUAGUUUUCUCUCUUUGUAAGAUUUAGCUCUUCUCUACGAUAUACAUGUCUCUCUGUUAAUAAGCAAUGAA
Arabidopsis thaliana (thale cress) is the source of this 2645-nucleotide messenger RNA. It is a transcript of the gene PI4K GAMMA 4, whose product is annotated as phosphoinositide 4-kinase gamma 4. The record is from RefSeq and is marked reviewed. Lineage: Eukaryota; Viridiplantae; Streptophyta; Magnoliopsida; Brassicales; Brassicaceae. The coding region runs from base 696 to 2396 and encodes 566 amino acids. Gene Ontology annotation, cellular component: membrane. The transcript has 2 exons. Gene Ontology annotation, molecular function: 1-phosphatidylinositol 4-kinase activity.